UCUCUCUCUCUGUGUCUGUUUACAGCCGUGCACAGCGCUGCAUAGCUGACAUUUCUCUCUCAAACUCCGACCAGCUCUGCUCUCCGCUCUGAAAGCAGCAGGCAGAGGACGACAGACGAGGCCUUUAGUCUUUUGACUGAACCGCUUCGGGGCCGGGCCGCCUGACCACCUGACCCGAGCCCGUCUCCUAGCGACCACCUCCCUGACCUCGGUCCACUUUGGCCCCGAACUCUCCCCCCCUCCUCCUCCUCCUCCUCCUCGCCAUCCGUCUCCAUGGAGCGCGUGCAGCACAUGACCAAGUCGGCCAUCCGCCGAGCGUCUCAGAUCGAGGUGAACCCGCAGGCCAAGAGGAACCUCCAGGAGCUGUUUGUCAACUUCACCCUCAUCCUCAUCUGCCUGCUGCUCAUCUACAUCAUCGUCCUGCUGAGCAGCUGAGAGGGAGUGGUGGGGGGGGGGGGGGCAAAUCUUCGGCUAGGUGAAAAAUGGGAAAUACGGAAAAUAUCAAUGCGUCACAGUCGCUUCCUGCAGCACAUCACCACCGGGAGAAUAGAUGACAAUGACAUAAAUAAACGGCUAGAUGUGACACACAGAGAUGUUUCUAAGUGCUGUACGCCUGUAAAGGGAGGGAAGUUCAGACUCAGAGCAUCUUCAACCUUGAGGCAGCUUACCUGCACGGGUCUCCGAUGGGCAACAUGAACAUAGAACCUAUUGCAUGUAUAUAUAUGUAUAUAUAUAUAUAUAUGCAAUGGCUGCACAACGCUUCUGAUUUAGAAAUGACCUGCAGUUCGUCAAUAGUGAGGAAAACUUCACUUUGCAUGUUGUGAUUUAACUUUCUGUGUAUGCCAUAAAGGUUCUGUGAAAAUAAAAA
This is a messenger RNA of Gasterosteus aculeatus aculeatus (three-spined stickleback), 868 nucleotides long. The record is from RefSeq and is a predicted model, not a curated record. NCBI's taxonomy places the organism in Eukaryota, Metazoa, Chordata, Actinopteri, Perciformes, Gasterosteidae.